AUGCCGCCAGGAAACUUACCAUCAGAGACAUCUCCGUUGCUGGGUCCGCAAAGCAAUGGCCAUGCUUCGUACUCUUCAACGGCUGGGGGUGGCGGCGCCCAGCCCGAUCCCGCACUGGCCGAGCAAGGCCGUACGGGCCAGGAAGUAGACGCGGGCAAGGACAGCUCGCAGAGGGCAUUGAACAUCCGAUAUAUCUUUCCAGCGAUCUCAAUUGGGGUCUUCUUAUCUGCCGCCGACCAGACGAUUAUCGUGGCCAGCUAUGGAAAGAUUGGUUCUGAUCUGAAAGCUUUGAAUUUGACGAGCUGGAUCGCGACUUCGUACUUCCUGACUUUGACGUCCUUCCAGCCGCUGUAUGGCAAGUUAAGUGACAUAUUCGGUCGGAAGGCGUGUCUGUUGUUUGCCUAUGCUAUCUUCGGAAUAGGAUGUUUGUUCUGUGGUCUUGCACAGAAUAUUCACCAGCUUAUUGCUGCUCGUGUCUUCCAAGGUAUCGGAGGCGGCGGCAUGACCACUGUUGUUAGUAUUCUACUUAGCGAUAUCAUCCCUCUUCGUGAUAGAGGUGUUUGGCAGGGUGUCAUCAAUAUCAUAUAUGCAACUGGCUCUGGAAUUGGUGCACCGCUCGGCGGUGUUUUGUCUGAUUACAUUGGCUGGAGAUGGUAA
Messenger RNA from Aspergillus calidoustus, 657 nucleotides. The record is from the annotation of a GenBank genome assembly. NCBI's taxonomy places the organism in Eukaryota, Fungi, Ascomycota, Eurotiomycetes, Eurotiales, Aspergillaceae.